CCAUAAACUCAAUUGUUUGUUUUCAUAUGUGAAAAACCUUGAGCUAAGAGAAAUUCCUCUCCGUCAUCUCAUUUACCUCUCUGCGCUUUCUCUCUCAGAACAAGAGAGAAAACGCAAAGUGGAAUCUCUGAGAACUUAAUAAUGGAGGAGAAGAAAGCGGGGUGGAAGAGAUUUGGGGUGUUGCUAUGCGCCGAGGAUUCAGAUUACAUGAUGAAGAUGUAUGGAGGGUAUUUUGGGAAGUUUGUGGGAAUGCUGGAGGAGGAAAACGAGAGUUGGGAUGUUUACAAGGUUUCUGGAGGAGAGUUUCCUGAGGAUGAUGAGUUGAGUCUCUAUGAUGGUUUUGUGAUCACUGGAAGUUGCAGUGAUGCGUAUGGGAAUGACACUUGGAUUCAUGACCUCAUGGCGUUGCUUAAGAAAUUGGAAUCAAUGCAGAAAAAAAUUCUUGGCAUUUGCUUUGGCCACCAGGUACUUGGGCGUGCAUUGGGAGGAAAAGUAAGUCCUUCUCCAACAGGUUGGGAUAUUGGUGUGAGAAGCAUAACAUUGUCAUCUUCUUUGCCUUUGUCUUCUCUCGAUCUGCUACCAAGGCUUUCCAUUAUCCAGUGCCACAGAGAUGAGAUACGGGAGUUGCCCGCAAAGGCAGAAGUGAUUGCCUGGUCAGAGAAGACUGGGGUUGAAAUGUUUAAAUAUGGAGAGCACAUUAUGGGAAUCCAAGGCCACCCUGAGUAUUCCAAUGACAUCCUUUUGCAUCUUAUUGAUCGUCUUGUUCAGCGGAAUUUUAUCAUGGAGGAAUUUGGUGUGGAAGCAAAGGAGAGGAUUGCUAUGUGGGAGCCAGAUAAGGAGGCGUGGAAGAGACUCUGCAUCAGCUUUCUCAAGGGUCGUUUGUGACGAAAAUGGAAUAUAAAUAAUGGUGACAAGUUUUGGAUAUAAUGAAAUAAUAUAUAUGGAGGAGGAGGAUUAAUUCUAGAAGUUAAUAGGUCAAUUAAUUAUGUUAAUUACCUCCACUAAUGUAGUACGUGGGGGGAAUUGCACAGCUUUGCAUUAGGUUGACAGCCACUAGUUGUGAAUUAUGAUAAUAUGCAGUUGAAUUAUCGUUUACCAAUGGUCCAAAUUUCAGCAAUAAAUUUUAGUUUUCUUCUUUUUAAAUUUGGAUUCUUAGUUUUUUUUGUUAUGAUGAAAUUGGGUUUCUCUUUUUUCUUUA
Lotus japonicus is the source of this 1198-nucleotide messenger RNA. RefSeq names its product gamma-glutamyl peptidase 5-like. The record is from RefSeq and is a predicted model, not a curated record. The transcript is spliced from 4 exons. Lineage: Eukaryota; Viridiplantae; Streptophyta; Magnoliopsida; Fabales; Fabaceae. The coding region runs from base 142 to 885 and encodes 247 amino acids. Gene Ontology annotation, cellular component: cytosol.